Molecule: messenger RNA, 1763 nt
Organism: Acanthaster planci (crown-of-thorns starfish)
Lineage: Eukaryota; Metazoa; Echinodermata; Asteroidea; Valvatida; Acanthasteridae
Product: myosin light chain 3, skeletal muscle isoform-like
Cellular component (GO): myosin II complex
Molecular function (GO): calcium ion binding
Source: RefSeq, a predicted model, not a curated record
CAUACCAGGCAUCCCAGAAUGCACCUCUCUCUCUGGGCAGUCGGCCUUCCAAAGUUGUCUGUGCUGUGGUGAGCUGGUCCUUUUCUCCCUGUGUCUCCAUCGGAGGUUGAAAUUGCCAGGGCAGUCAGCGUUUUGGGCUGAAGGAUCCUUGUGUCCAUCGUUUCAAUCUGGGCUUAGAACAUUGAAAGAAUUUCACCACAAUGGCACGUGAACCUGGUAAAUUCACAGAUGACCAGGUUGAAGAGUUCAAGGAAAUCUUCAAUCUCUUUGAUAAGAUCGGAGACCACAAAAUCCCCAGCACGGAUGUUGGCAAUGUCUGCCGGUGCAUUGGCCACAACCCCACGCUGGCAGAGAUCAAAAAGCUCAUAGGCAAAGCUGAUGAAUAUGACCGCUUCACGUUUGAGGAAUUUCUUCCCAUGUUGGUCGACGUGGCAAAAAGCAAAGAAGUGGGGGUGUUUGAGGAUUACCUGGAGGGUCUCAAAGUGUUUGAUAAGGAAGCGAAUGGGUUGAUCUCAGCUGCAGAGUUACGCCAUGUUCUGACAGCUCUCGGUGAGAAGCUUACGGAUGAUGAAAUGGACAUCCUGUUGGCUGGUCAUGAGAAUGAGAAAGGAAUGAUUGAUUAUGAAAAAUGGAUCAAGAGCAUUAUGGUCACGCUUCAAGACUAGCUGCUAGUCCCCAUUCACUGCCUUACAUCUGUCUGUUGGAUUUUUAAUGUGUUUGAAAAGAUGUCUUCCAGAAAGUAAACCAAACCCUAAGAAUGAAACUGCCGACUAAAGUUGAUUUUGCUCAAGGGUCAAUCUUGUAAAUAAGACUCACUCAAGAAAUCGACAGCAUUUGAAGAACAAACAAGCCAAGUUUUAGUCCCUUUCUGUGCAGUGUUAACCAGCGAUUUAAGAUCUCACCCAAGGAUUCCAAAACACUGUGCUUAAAGUGUUUUCCUCCUCCAGCACAAUUCUAAUGCUUGAUCAUAUCCCAAUCCUCGUGUUUUAGUCCAUCUGCUAUUUCAAGCAGUGUUUGUGUCAACCACUCGGCUUCAGUUGAUGAAUCUGACAUUCAGGUUUAGAACUUACACCUCUUCAACGAUUUAAUAGUGUGCUAAGAUUUCAUGGAAUUUCUUUAAUAAAUCCUCCUUUCCCAAUCCAGCACUGAGUUACCUUCAACUGUGUUAUGUAAACAUGCCAUUGUAACCAAUUAAUUAGUUAUAGCUAUCUCCGGCCUAAGUUACAAGUUAAGACAUACAACAGGUUCGAUUUGUGACAAUCUAUGUUAAAUUCUCCUUUGCAAUCAAAAGCUGGAAGAAAUUAACAGUAAGAUUCUCACCAAAGGGUAUCAAAGAUGAUUUUCUAGCAUGGUGGGGUUGGGUAAUCUUUUGUACAGGAUAAUUUUAAUUGUCACCUUCUACACUCAAAACACUUUUUUUCAUGUGAAUACAGAAAUAUAUUUAAAAGUGUCAGGUUAGGUAAUUAUUUGAAAUAGUUAACAGGCUAGAUUGUGCAAUUGUAGUUGAUGUAGAAAAUGAUAUUUAUUUAUCUCUUGCUAUCAAACAGUUGGAUAGCCUGUGUGUUCCAAACUCUUUAUUUACAAAAUGAGUGAGAAGAAUUGACAUGUGACUUGCCUAGGUUGUGAUGAAAUGGUUCACUUUAAAUGCUAGCUAAUGUACUAUUUUGUACAGGAACGUAUUGUGCAGAAGUUCUCAGACUUGAUUACUCAAAAAAACUGGUAAAAAACUGUUGCAUUUCAUUAAAAACAAUCUGUUAUUUCAA